AUGGAUUAAUAAACAUAGCCUGUGUAAAUUUCUUUUGGUGAAUAAAAUUGCAGAUGUGUUUCAAACAUUGUAUUCAACAAGAGACAUGUAUUCGCUGUUGGAACUUGGAAUGCUAAGAAAAAUAAUGAAGUAAUAAUGAAUUUUUAAUUAUAUUUACAGAUAUAUGUGAAUGAAUAUUUAGAAUUAGAAUAAAAGAUUGUCUAAUUGCAUAAAAUACCAAUAAAUGGAAUGAUAGAGAAAAUCAUAGCAAAAAAAGAAUAAUUAUAUGUUAUCUAUAUUGAUCGUAUUAACUAAAAUUAAAAUGUAGCAUAAUAAAGAAAGACAAAACUUUGUUGUAUAGAAUUGGCUGAUAAUGGAAAAUAUUAAGUAAAUUUUGAUUUGUUGUAUGAAGGAUUGACUAAGUAAUAUUUUUAAUUUUAAUUUAUUAGUGUCAUUUGUCCUGAAGAUGAUCCAAUUAUUUAUUUGAGUUCUAAUAAAUCCAUUAUUUAAUUUGAUUUGAAUAAAUAAUCAUUUGAUAAUAUUAUUGAUGACAAUGAUCUCUAUAAUUUAUGUGAAUAAGAUCCACAUCAUAAGAAUUUAUUUGUUAGAUCCUAAAAUAAUUAUCUAUGCAUUUAAGAUACUAGAGAAAAAAAGUAAUUAAAAAUAUAAUCAUUAGAGUAACUAAAUUCAAAGCACAUAGUCUUUAAAUAUUAGAUAUAGAUUUUAAUCCUAAUAAAUAAUAUUAUUUAAUAACUGGUGGUGAAGAUUGUUUAGCUAAAGUUUGGGAUAUUCGUAAAACAUAAUAUGCAAUUAAAUCAUUUGAAGAUUUAUAGAAUUCAGUUUUAUAAGCAAAAUUUAAUAAAUUCCAUGAUUAAUUAGUUUCAUUAUCAUGUAAUUUUAAUAUCUAUAUAUCUAGUUGAUGAUGGCACUAUUUCAUUAUAUAAUAUUACAUCUGUUUCCUCUGUUCCUUAAUUAAAUAAGGAAGAUGAUUAUUUGGUUAAAUAGUAUGAUGAACAUGAAGACUCUAUUUAUGGAUUAAGUUGGUCAAGAGGAACUGCAUGGGUUUUAGCAUCAAUAGGUUAUAGUGGUCAUAUGAUAAUAAAUACAGUUCCAACAACUGAGAAAUAUAAAAUAUUAUUGUGAA
This is a messenger RNA of Paramecium pentaurelia, 1123 nucleotides long. The record is from the annotation of a GenBank genome assembly. NCBI's taxonomy places the organism in Eukaryota, Ciliophora, Oligohymenophorea, Peniculida, Parameciidae.